CCUGGGAAAGCUUCCAGCACUGGGCCAACUGUGGAAACAGCUGGGCUUUGUGCCAGCCUUUUGGAGGGAGGGGGAGCUCAGAGCUGGUACAGUGAGUGUAUCAAGCAGGGGCUGGUGUAGCCUGUCGCCUUCCUCAGCGUCUCGCUGCUGCUCCUGUUUCAGGAGAGAAACUACUCUCUACAGAGCUGUGGUCAAGCAGAGUCUCGCCGAGAGGUCCUUGUUCUAGACGCUGCAAAAUAAACUGCGGUAUUUGGGGACCAUGGCUGCAGACCCGCUCUCGGAGCUUCAGGAUGACCUGAACUUGGAUGAUACCAACCAGUCCCUCAGCCAGCUCAAACUGGCCUCCAUAGAUGAUAAGAGCUGGCCAGCAGAUGAAGCCCCUGCUUUUCCCAAAUCAGAGGACUCCAAAGGCUCCCCGGAGCCCAUCACUCACCUGCAGUGGGAUGAUCCCUACUAUGAUAUCGCACGGCACCACAUUGUGGAAGUAGCAGACCAGGGUGCACUUGAUGGGGCCCAACCAGGUGAUGACAAAUACGGAAGGAAAGUAAUUUUGUUCAGUGCCUGCCGGAUGCCCCCAAGUCAUCAACUUGAUCACGUGAAACUGCUGGGGUACCUGAAAUUCACGCUGGACCAGUAUGUGGAGAGUGAUUACACACUGGUGUACCUGCACCACGGCCUGACCAGUGAGAACAAGCCAUCCCUGAGCUGGCUGCGGGAUGCCUACAGGGAAUUUGAUCGCAAGUACAAGAAGAACAUCAAAGCCUUGUAUAUUGUGCACCCAACCAUGUUCAUCAAGACCCUGCUGAUUCUCUUCAAGCCUCUGAUCAGCUUUAAGUUUGGACGAAAGAUUUUUUAUGUGAACUUCCUUAGUGAGCUGGAGGAGUAUGUGAAGCUGGAACAGUUGGGGAUCCCAAGCCAAGUGCUGAAGUAUGAUGAAUAUCUGAGAUCUCUGCAGAAACCUUCACAAGUGCCCCAGAAGCCAACACCCCCGCGCCCACCGCUGCCAAACCAGCAGUUUGGAGUCUCGCUCCAGCAUCUCAGGGAGAAGAACCCUGAUCAGUCUCCUGUUCCUCUGGUGGUCAGAGACACCAUUGCUCAUUUGCAGGAGCAUGCUCUUGCUACAGAGGGGAUUUUCCGGAGAUCAGCAAAUACACAGGUUGUCAGGGAGGUGCAGCAAAAAUACAACAUGGGUGUGCCUGUAGAUUUCCAGCAGUAUGAAGAUGUCCACCUCCCUGCUGUGAUUCUCAAGACCUUCUUGAGGGAGCUACCUGAGCCCCUCCUCACUUUUGGCCUCUACAGCCACGUUGUCAGCUUCCAGAGUGUAGAAGAGGUGAAUCGUGUGGAUGUUGUUCGCAAAACACUCCAGACUCUGCCAGAAGAAAACUACCAAGUGCUCCGUUUACUGACAGCCUUUCUGGUGCAGGUCUCUGCUCACAGUGACAGAAACAAGAUGACAAACACCAACCUGGCAGUUGUGUUUGGCCCAAAUCUGCUGUGGGCCAAAGAUGUAGCCAUCACACUAAAAGCCAUCAACCCAAUCAAUACCUUUACCAAGUUCCUGCUGGACCACCAGAAGGAGCUCUUUGAGGAUGUGGAGGCCUGAAUCCAGGCCAGCCCACACCACCACACUGUGCCCACCUUCCACCUUCUUUCCCACCUUGUCUUGGAGCUGUGACCAAGCUGUCUCCAGCGCAAAGGGACCAUUGAUCCUCUGGGUGAUGAGCAGAACGAGGGCUGUGGAGAUGGUGGAGAAAGCGUGUACGUACGUAAGCGAGCAGGAGACCUGCUGCUCCGGAUGGGGAGGGGAGCUGGUCUCCCAGCUGCUGAGAGUGGAGUCCUAACCCACCUGCCAGUCUGUGCAGCUCCUCCAGGGCUCAUCACCAGUCUGCUGCCCUAUCAGAUGACCUGCCUUCCUUUCCUCCUUCCCUCACAUGCAGUUUUUCUGCCCUCCUGGUCCCUUCCUCAGCAAAGAUCUUCUUUCUUUAAGCUCCCAAUAGCCCCAGCUCACCCCCCUCGCCUCAGCUGGGCUGUCUGGGCUAGGGCAGGCUUGCUGGGUUUUGUGUGGCAGAGAUGUUCUUGCUGCGAGUGCCAUCUCUCAGCACUGGAUGUGCAUUCUGCCUUUCCCCAGAGGCACCUAAAGCAGGGAAGGGAGCCAGGCGGCCCAUGUGCUUCAGGUAGCAGCAUGUCCUGCACUUGCAAACACCCACUCCAGACCCCAUGCUUUUGGCAGGCAAGUGAAGGACAGGCUCACGGCACGUGGGCUGUAUUACCUGUCAGACUCCAAUACAAGGAAGCUGAAUUUAGCCCAAACCCCUCUGGGAUCACCGGCUCCAGAUACUAGUCAGUGUUUGCUGGGGUGUAGUGGGUGAAGUGCCUCCCAUAGUUACCCAGCUCGGGCGUGUUUGUCCCUCCAGCAGCAUUUCCAGCCCGGCUGGGAAGGUUCGUGCCAGACCUGGCUGUGCGGGGAGGGGGAGGUUGGCGGGGGCUCUUUGACAGCUGGUGAGCCUGGGUGGCAGGGAGCCAGUGCCCUGGUGGCACUGAACUGCUGAACGCUAAGAGGAUCGCUGCCUUUCCCUGCGGCAGCAGCACAAGGCCUUUUACUCCUCUGUCAGGCAUGUGUAUCUGUGCUGACUGGCACAGACCGCCUUGGUUAGUUGUCUUUUUGAGUAGACCUUUCCCCAGCACAGUGUAACAGAGAGCAUGGCCUUUAGGGAAGGUCUAGGGACUGGGGCUAACGCUCACCCUGGAGUGCAUCAGGCCCGGAUUAUGAAUUUCUGCCCAGGUGCCGAGCGCUCAUGUGCCAAAGCUGUGAGGGAACAGCUAUUCCAUGCCAAGGGCCUUUGCCCCAUCUCCUCCUCGGUUCAUUCCUUCCUUCCGUCCUACCUUGGAAGCCUGGUCAGAUGCAUCCUGUAUGGUCUGGGCACGGCUGGAGAGAUCGGGUUGUCCACAAAGCAGGCUCAGAGCGGGGUGAGCCUUGCCCAAAGCAGCUGCAAUACUGUUAGGGCAUCACUGUUGGUUUUGGGUUGCAGCAUUCCCGUUACCUGAGCUAAAAGGGAUCCCUCUCCUUAGCCUGGGCCUGGCAGGGUGUUAGCAGGGAGCUUCUAGCCUUAGUUCACUGGUGUGUUUUUAUCUUUUUAACUUGUGCCCUGGAUGCCUGGGCCAGGUCUCCCUGCUGCAUCUGGCCACAGGGACAAAUCUUUUGGACCAAGCAGAACUAAUUUUUAAAAAGCUACUGGAUGCUAAAUAGAAUUUGCUUUUUCAUAAUAUUUUAGUCUGCCUUUAACACUGACCAAAGGGCGGUGCCCCAGUUGUAAUCAAAAUAAGUGACAUCUGCUGCAGGAAUCAUGGAAAUUGCUCUUUCUGCUAAGCUCUGGAAUGGCGAUGGGUGCGAACAUAGGCAGCUCUGCAGGGCAGCACAGGUCCAGCCAGCUGGCUCAGAGGAGGUACACCAACACGUGGGUGGGAACAGUGAGCAUUACUGAGGCUGGAGCAAGAGAUAUUGUAGGAGAGGGCUGGGUCUGAUCCCUUCUAGAUACUGGGGGACUUUGCCCUGUGGAGGCUACGAGGCUGCUUAGUCUCCCACUGCCAAGAGUAGGAGUCUUCCCUGUUUGGCCAGGAUAUGAAUUGUUUCAGCCUGAACAAUUCACAGCAGUAACCAAAUAAAUGUUUUGGAGGUAGGGAUACUCAGCUCCUAAUUCACCUGUGAUCUCUGCUAGAGUAAGUUAGUAGGGCUGAUGUGCUGUGGAGGAGUAAUCUCCUGGGAUGGACAGUGUGGAGAGAGAUGUACUUGCCCCAGUGUUUGUUUUAAGAGGCAAGGCUUUCUGGACAGCCCGGGAGGAGCGUGGAGGCUGAGGGAGCCCAUUGCAGCCCCUUUUUCCCUGCAGGCACCCCGCUCUGUGUAGGCUUUGGUAUGGGGGGAAGACUUGGUGCUCUGAUCUGCAGCUGACACUGGCCUCGCUUAUAUCCCCCUAGAGAAAAGGCAAACCCAGCUAACUUCUCCUGGGACAAACAAACUCAAGGUUGGCAACUUGGAACGGAAAGUGCCUGUGUGUCAGGGCACGAGGCCUUGGCUCCCUGGGGAGGGUGGCACGUUCCAGCCCUGCAGAGCAGCAAGGACCAUUCCCUGUCCUGUAGCGAGAGAAGUGCUGGGGGUGAGCAGGGAUUGCUGCAAGUGUUCUGGCUGGAGUUUGUUUGGUGGGUGCUUUUUUUUUUUGGCCUUUUUUUUUUUUUUUUUUUUUUUUUUUUUUUUUUUUUUUUUUUUUUAGUAAAUUCUUGAGCUAAUGUUUCCUUUUUUAACAAAAUGGAGACUGGUGCAUCCCCUGCAGGCAGGGAUAAAAGCCUGCUCCAGUUCAGUGCCUGCAGGGAGCAGAUUUGGAGGGUGUUCAGGAAGCUGCUACUGCUCAUGGUGGGAAAAUGCAAAUCCUGGAAGGGACCCAGUGUAAAUAUCCCCUUUCCUCUGCUGCUCCUCGUGCUGGAGCUGCUGGGAGCCCUGGAGCAGGCACAGUAACCAGGGUUGCUUUGCUUCUGCAGUCUGCUCUCCUGAAUGCCUUCUAUUGAAAUAUCCCUCCUGUGACUUGAGCAAGGAACUGGCCUGGGCCUGCCUGCAGCCCAGGGGGUUAAAUUCCCUCCUCGCCUGGUCAGCCUCCUCACACAGGCAGGGUGCUGGCUGGGCUGGGUUUCACUGCCAUGUAUAGGUGGGGGGCUGUAUCUGAUUUAGGGCGCUGGUCUUUGUCGGUUUUCUCCUCGCUGUAGAGUUGCCCAAGGGUCUCUUCCCUGGCUCGUCGUUCAGGUUAGCUAUUAGCCAUUUCUCCCUGUGGGGGUACUUGCUCCACUUCAACCCUCUGCUUUUUAGCACCUAGACCAUUCCCCUCUGCUAAGCCUCCUGCUGUCUUAACGGCCUCUGAUCACUCCCUGCUCCCUGGCCCAAGCUAUGUCCUGACACCAGAGCUUUUGGGUGGUGCAGGGGGGCUGGGGCCAUCUUGGAUGCCUUGUGGCAAUUUUUGCUAAUUUGAGAGAGCCGAGGGCCCUUUUGGUCCCUCUUUCCUCUUCUAUGCGCAGGGGCUCCUGUGCAAAAUUUUUGGCUUUGCUUUUGUUGCUGGUGUUCGCUGUUUUCUUUUCUGUUGAUGUUCAUCAGGUGCAGGGCUGGGGUUUUCAUGGUUCACAUUGUUUAUUUCCUUCUAAUCUGCACCAAUCUUAUAUUUCACAGUUUGCACUUUUUGUAUUUCAAUAAAAGUCAAAAUGUAA
Messenger RNA from Aquila chrysaetos chrysaetos, 5244 nucleotides. It is a transcript of the gene ARHGAP1, whose product is annotated as Rho GTPase activating protein 1. Bases 260 to 1603 code for a protein of 447 amino acids. Gene Ontology annotation, cellular component: cytoplasm. The record is from RefSeq and is a predicted model, not a curated record. Gene Ontology annotation, biological process: small GTPase-mediated signal transduction; negative regulation of endocytic recycling. The transcript has 14 exons. Lineage: Eukaryota; Metazoa; Chordata; Aves; Accipitriformes; Accipitridae. Gene Ontology annotation, molecular function: GTPase activator activity.